GUUCUGGCUUAUAACAUGACACUAUAUUACCACCAGGUUGGAGCGCCUGCUCGUGUUGGAUUAGUGGCUCCUGUGGAUGUGGUUGUUCCCCCUGGCAACACUGGUCUAGAUCCCUCUCAGACUUCUUUCUUCCAGGUCCUUAACAUUCCCACCAAGAUCAACAAGGGUACUGUUGAAAUCAUCACCCCUGUGGAGCUCAUCAAGAAGGGUGACAAAGUGGGUUCUUCUGAGGCUGCUCUUCUAGCCAAGCUUGGGAUUAGGCCGUUCUCAUACGGUCUUGUGGUUCUUACUGUGUAUGACAAUGGUUCAGUCUUCAGCCCAGAGGUGCUUGACCUGACUGAAGAUGACCUGAUUGAGAAGUUUGCGCUUGGAGUCUCCAUGGUGACAUCUCUAGCWUUGGCCAUCCAUUAUCCAACCAUUGCAGCUGCUCCACACAUGUUGAUCAAUGCUUACAAGAAUGCAUUGGCCAUUGCUGUGGAGACUGAUUACUCUUUCCCUUUGGCAGACAAGGUGAAGGAGUACCUUGAGGAUCCAAGCAAGUUUGCUGUGGCUGCUCCAGUAGCUGCAUCUAGUGGUGGUGGUGCUCCGGCAGCAGCUGCUUCUGCUCCAGCUGAAGAGAAGAAGGAAGAGCCUGCUGAGGAAUCGGAUGAUGACAUGGGUUUCAGUUUGUUCGAUUAGUGAGUGAUCUAUCUUCUCCUUAUAAUAUAGAAUAGCCAA
Cynara cardunculus var. scolymus (artichoke) is the source of this 717-nucleotide messenger RNA. RefSeq names its product 60S acidic ribosomal protein P0-like. Lineage: Eukaryota; Viridiplantae; Streptophyta; Magnoliopsida; Asterales; Asteraceae. Gene Ontology annotation, cellular component: cytosolic large ribosomal subunit. Bases 16 to 678 code for a protein of 220 amino acids. The record is from RefSeq and is a predicted model, not a curated record. Gene Ontology annotation, biological process: ribosomal large subunit assembly; cytoplasmic translation. The transcript is spliced from 3 exons. Gene Ontology annotation, molecular function: structural constituent of ribosome; large ribosomal subunit rRNA binding.